UUAACUUAAAUCUUGAUAGCCCGACAAAAGUCUUCGCCAUUCUCGAUAAUUAGGGUUCUGCCCAAGAAUCUUCUCUUUGAAUAUCCUUCUUCUUCUGGUAAAAUCCACCAUUGUUUGUUACUCUUGUUUCAAACUCGAUCGACAACACUAUUCAAAAGCGAUCCAAGGCCUUUGAGGAAGAAGAAGGCCGAAGAUAGUGCAGGUUUUCGUCAAUGACGGAGGUGAGUGCUAUGAUGAUUCGUGCUUGUUGCAAUUUCGUUGCUAAAACCUCUGUGUUAGAUGUGAAACGAUCGGAUUCUCGUUUGUCGGUUAUCGGUCGAACAGUUUGGUGCGAUCGGGGUAGGAUGAAGGGGAGAGUUGUAACUGGAGUUAAGGCGGCAAUGCAGGUGGAUUUGGAGGAUGAUGAGAGGUUGAAACGAUUGGACGGUUUAGAGGCGACAUUAGGGCUUGAUGUUGUGGCGGAGAGGGAAUUGAAGGAGAAAGGGUUUUUGGGGAUGAGGAAGACGAAGUUUGUUUGUACGAUUGGGCCUGCGUGUUGUGCGAUUGAGGAUUUGGAGAAGUUGGCUUUGGAAGGUAUGAACAUUGCGAGAUUGAAUAUGUGUCACAACAAGAAGGAGUGGCACUAUGACGUGAUUAGGAAGAUCAAGAAGUUGAAUGAAAAAGGAUUUUGUAUUUCGGUGAUGAUUGAUACUGAAGGAAGUCAGAUUCAUGUUGUUGAUCAUGGAGCUCCUUUCUCCGUCAAAGUAGAGGAUGGUUCAAAUUGGUUGUUUACUGCUGAGAAAUUCGAGGGCUCUCGUCCAUUUACUGUUCAAGCGAGCUAUGAAGGUUUUUCUGAAGGUAUCCAAGUGGGUGAUUCAAUUGUGAUUGAUGGGGGAAUGGCAUCCUUUGAAGUUAUGGAAAAGAUUGGGAAUGAUUUAAGCUGUAAGUGCACAGACCCUGGUUUGUUUCUUCCUCGAGCAAAAUGCAGCUUUUGGAGGGAUGGGAGGCUUGUUAUGAGAAAACAUGAGUCUCCCACGCUGUCAAGUAAGGAUUGGUCCGACAUUGAAUUUGGAAUCUCGGAAGGCGUCGACUUCAUUGCCCUUUCCUUUGUGAACAGUGCAGAUUCUGUCAAGCAUCUAAAGAGCUACCUAUCAGCAAAAUCAGCAAAAUCUGUGAGAGUAUUGGCCAAGAUUGAAAGCUUGGAGUCCCUUCAAAAUCUAGAAGAAAUCAUAAAGGCUUCUGAUGGAAUCAUGGUGGCUCGAGGGGAUCUUGGGGUUGAAAUUCCUCUCGAGCAGAUACCAGCAGUCCAAGAAGAGAUAACUAGUGUCUGUAGGGAGCUGAACAAACCAGUGAUCGUAGCUUCUCAACUUCUAGAGUCGAUGGUUGAAUAUCCUACUCCAACACGUGCUGAGGUUGCAGAUGUUUCUGAAGUUGUCCGACAGUAUGCCGAUGCAUUGAUGCUGUGUGGAGAGUCUGCCAUAGGAUCAUAUGGACAGAAAGCGCUUUCGGUUCUGCAGAUAGCCAGCAGCCGAAUGGAGUUAUGGAGUGGUGAAGAAAAUACGAAACAUUUCCUUCCCCAACACCAACUUGGGGUGUCAUUGCACGAUCGCAUUGCCGAAGAAAUUUGCAAUUCUGCAGCUGAAUUGGCCAACAAACUUUCAGUAGACGCUAUAUUCGUGCUCACAAAGCAAGGUCACAUGGCUUCUCUUCUAUCCCGAAACCGCCCCAGCCCGCCUAUAUUCGCAUUAACCGACGACGACAGCACGAGAAUGGCUUUGAAUCUUCAAUGGGGAGUGUUUCCUCUGCGCAUUGACCUCUCAGACGACAUAGAAGCCAACAUCUCAAGAGGAAUCGAGCUAGUGAAGUCAAAGGGACUGGUCAAACAGGGGGACUUCGUGUUGAUGGUCUCAGAGAUCUCUGCAGCUCGAGCUGCAUCAAUGGCGUCCCAAUCAAUCCAGCUGAAAUCCAUCGUGUAGCACAAACAGAAAACCAAGGCUGGUCAGAGGUUUUAUAUACUGGAAACUGCUUUAGGAUGCUUUGUAGUAUGCUUUUUAGUGGUUUGUGAUUGCACGUACCAUAUGUGGUGGCUACUCAUUUAUCUAUCUCAUUACAUGUGAAACGACGUCGUUUCUUUACUUGUGGCCAUGUCUGAUAGGUUGCUUGCUGUAGUAUAGCUAAUAUUUGGUGAUUGAACAACUCUAUUGAAAUUAUUGGCCAUUGUUGAUAUGUUUGUAGAAAACGACAAAAGAUGUGCCAAACUUUAAAU
Cucurbita moschata (crookneck pumpkin) is the source of this 2245-nucleotide messenger RNA. RefSeq names its product plastidial pyruvate kinase 1, chloroplastic-like. The record is from RefSeq and is a predicted model, not a curated record. Bases 213 to 1955 code for a protein of 580 amino acids. NCBI's taxonomy places the organism in Eukaryota, Viridiplantae, Streptophyta, Magnoliopsida, Cucurbitales, Cucurbitaceae. Gene Ontology annotation, molecular function: pyruvate kinase activity; magnesium ion binding; potassium ion binding. The transcript is spliced from 7 exons. Gene Ontology annotation, biological process: glycolytic process. Gene Ontology annotation, cellular component: cytoplasm.